AGCAUCGUGAUCCUUUUUUCUCCUUUCACUGUCUUUACUCGCCGCUUUGGUUCUUGUCUUCGCCUGCUUCUCCCACACGUGUCAUCAUUGCUGACCUCGGAACCUGCAUGAAAGCACCGCGGAGCUGAGGACAAUAGUGGCGGAGGAGCAGAGUGGAGAAGAUAUGGGCAAGUAUAUGAAGAAGGCCAAGGCCUUGGGCGGUGGGGUAGCGCUCAUGGAGGUGCCAGUGCCACACCCUUCACACCUUGGCGUUUGCACACGCGCCCGAACGCUAGCGCUGCAGCGUCUUCAGAGUCCCUCAGCAUCGUCGCCUGCCUCCUCUUCAUCCUCAUCUUACCUCCAGCUCCGCUCCCGCCGACUCCACAAGGUCGCCUCUCCCACUUCGAAGCCUAAGGAAAGCCCUAACCCUAGCCCUAGCACCAAAUCGAGUGGAAAGGUGGGACCUUGUUUGAGGCCUAGGGCGAUGGCACAAGAGAGGUGCGGUGGAUCGAGGAAAGAGGCGGUCGUGUCUGAGGCCUCGCCGGGGAGUGAUGCCGGGGUUGAGGUGUCUUUAGGGGAGAACGUGCUGGAUAGCGAGGCGAGGAAUAGGAACACAAGGGAAACUACACCUAGUAGUCUGAUUAGAAAUUCAGAAACUAUUUUGACUCCUGGCUCUACAACCAGAGCUGCUAGUUCUGUGGCUGUUAACAAAAGAAAUGAGAACUCUGGGUGCAGACAAAUUCCAACAGCACAUGAGAUGGAUGAGUUCUUUAACGAGGCAGAGAAAGUUCAGCAGCGAAUUUUUACUGAAAAGUAUAACUAUGAUGUCGUGAAUGAUUGUCCUCUUCCCGGCCGUUUUGAAUGGGUGAAACUGGAUUCACAAUCAACUGAUGAUCAACCAUGAGCAUUUUAACUUCUCCGUGCUCUAAUUUCUCCGUCAUCGUUGUUGUAAAAAUGGUGGUGUUAGUCUGGGAUAGUGUAGUUGUUUAGUCUAAUGAUCUGAAACAUGUAGAGCUGAUGACCAUACCUAGUUAGAAACAUAACCGGAAAAAUCAGUCUUACGGAUCAUUUUGUCAAGCUCUUCUUUCAUGUACAUUGGGUAGCUGGGGGUGUAAUUUUGUGUACAUUUCUGCUAAUGUCAUUGAAAAGUUCUAGUUU
Messenger RNA from Dioscorea cayenensis subsp. rotundata (Guinea yam), 1137 nucleotides. RefSeq names its product cyclin-dependent kinase inhibitor 4-like. Gene Ontology annotation, molecular function: cyclin-dependent protein serine/threonine kinase inhibitor activity. The record is from RefSeq and is a predicted model, not a curated record. Gene Ontology annotation, cellular component: nucleus. Gene Ontology annotation, biological process: negative regulation of cyclin-dependent protein serine/threonine kinase activity. Lineage: Eukaryota; Viridiplantae; Streptophyta; Magnoliopsida; Dioscoreales; Dioscoreaceae. The coding region runs from base 164 to 883 and encodes 239 amino acids. The transcript has 3 exons.